AUGGCCUCCGACUUUGAGUGCGGCACCUGCGGCAAGACCUUCCCGGCGGGCUGGAGGGCCCGUGACAACCACUGCAACUCGACCGGACACUCACGACCGUCAUUCGAGUGCGACGUGUGCCCACGGUGGUUCGGCAGCCAGCAGGCUUGCAACCAGCACAUGAGAGAUACGGGUCACUGGCAGACCGUCGAGCGGUACGAGUGCGCGUGCUGCUACGACACGUGGCCGACCGAGGAGCAAUGCACCGAGCACGAGCACCAGGACCACAACUACUGCGCCGAGUGCAACCGAACCUUUCAAAACUUCAACAACCUAACCAUGCACCUCCGGUCGCGCGCCCACAGAGGCCAGCAGAUCGAGUGCCCCUUCUGCAAAAACGACUUCGCCACCGCCGCCGGACUGACCCAUCACCUCGAGGCCGGGGCCUGCUCCGACGCGCGGGACCUGAACCGCGACGCCAUGUAUCGCUUCGUCCGGGGUAAGGAUCCGUGCGGACUCAUCUCCAAACACCUCAUCGGCUGGACCGGCUCCGCCGAAUAUGAGGCCUCCAACCGGGCGUGGAACGGCACUGCUUACGAGUGCUACCUCUGCCAUCGCGCGUUCCGCCUGCUGGCCGGCCUCAAUCAGCACCUCAACUCGCCGAGACACCAGCAGGCACUGUACCACUGCCCCAAUUACAUGUGCGCAAUGGACUUUAGGAGCCUAGCCGCCGUCAUCAACCACCUGGAGAGCGAGGCCUGCGGGUGCACGCGUUUCGAGACGGUACAGCGCAAGAUCGGGGACAUGGUCAGCGGGAACCGCCUGAUUACCUUUUGA
Molecule: messenger RNA, 816 nt
Organism: Hirsutella rhossiliensis
Lineage: Eukaryota; Fungi; Ascomycota; Sordariomycetes; Hypocreales; Ophiocordycipitaceae
Product: putative zinc finger protein
Exons: 3
Coding region: 1-816 (271 amino acids)
Source: RefSeq, a predicted model, not a curated record